AUUUAAUUAUUGGCACUCCGAGUUAAAAAAAUAUCACAUCCCCUUUCUAUUAAAUACGACGUCAUUUCAUUUCUAGGGUUAGCACCUUAAUUGAACCCAACAGUGUUAUACUAAGACAUGUGCUAAUAAACUAACGUUGUACUUGUACAAGUUCAAAAAAUAUGUAUUUAAUACCCAAUACCCCAGAAGUUGCUGAGACAGAGAGUUCCAAUGGAUAAGCCUAGCUAUAGUUAUACACAGCCUUCAGCUUCAUCUUUAGCUCCUAAUCAGAACGAUGAGCUUUUUUUCUCCGGUGACCGGAACUUCGCUGUCCAUGGUGAGAUCAUGUUACUUGUACUAGUCUUGUUGUUUUCUUGCUUCCUAUUCUUUAUUGUCUUCUUCUUGUGUAAAAGGCGGUCCGACGAUUAUAAUUAUGAUUCUCCGAAGCUGUCGGAGCCGACUACACCGAUGAAUUCUACGGUUGAUACGUUUAAAUUUCAGUUAAAAACUGGAUUAAAUUUGAUGCCGGAGUCAAAUUUGAGUCAUGCUGAAGGUUUCCGGCAAACUCAGUCGCCAGUGUAGCAGUAUAGUUGGGAUUAUUACAUGGUAGAUAAUUAACUCUUGACUUCUGAAAUUGCCACGUGGCUUCAUUAGAUUUGAGUAGAUGAACAUGGCGGUUUGUAAUUGGCGAGCCUGGCGGAGGAGGAGAAAAUUCAGGCAACUGCUUAUAGAAUAUAUGUUAUACUUGUGUAUAUUAUAUAAUUAAUACUUCUGUUUUGUAUUAUUGUGGAUGCUUGAUUACUUUAAAUUAAUUUUGUUUCGCUUCUUAA
Mercurialis annua (annual mercury) is the source of this 809-nucleotide messenger RNA. RefSeq lists its product as uncharacterized. The coding region runs from base 211 to 561 and encodes 116 amino acids. The record is from RefSeq and is a predicted model, not a curated record. The transcript has a single exon. Lineage: Eukaryota; Viridiplantae; Streptophyta; Magnoliopsida; Malpighiales; Euphorbiaceae.